AUGGAAAGAGCGGGCAUCAUGAUGGACGAGAUUAGCAAAGCGCACAGAAAGGAGAUUGUUCAACAUCACGAUUAUCGCUCGUUCAUGGGGAUCACAUGUUUGAUUCAAAUCUCCACAAGGGACGCCGACUUUUUGAUCGACUUGAUCGACCCAUUUUUGUUAUGGUCAGAGCUGCAUAUUUUGAACGAGCCGUUCUCGGAUCCGAAGAUUUUAAAGGUAUUUCAUGGAGCCGACAAGGAUAUCGUGUGGUUGCAGCGCGAUUUUGGCAUCUACGUGGUGAACAUGUUUGACACAGGCCGCGCUGCGAGGCAUUUGGGUCUACCAAAACAUAGCUUACAAUACCUUGUUGACUCGCUGUGUCAAGAUUACAUUGAAAACUUCGAUAAAUCCACAACCGCAGCAAAACGAGCACGCUACAUCUUGCAAAUACCAAAACGAACACUCAAGGAGAACAUUAAAAGACCGGAGCCGAGACUUCCAGAAAAACGAGCUUCCUUGCCAUUGAAAAUCAUGCAAGUAAAUCCACAACCGAUGCAAGUUGCUCCGAGGAGAGCAACUUGCAUAGCAGAAAUUGAUUCGAUUAUGGAAUGCUUUGGUCGAGCUACGACGAACAUGGUGGGGUCUGAUGGCUCAAGGAUUCCUGAAGAAAUGAUCGCACGUCGGAUUUGGAGCAUUGGAACCUCUUGCAGUGUGUUUGUCGAGCCAAUGUCGAAGCAAAGCUUCGUUCUGAAAAGUUAUCUCUUGUUCCCAAUU
Mesorhabditis belari is the source of this 753-nucleotide messenger RNA. The record is from the annotation of a GenBank genome assembly. Lineage: Eukaryota; Metazoa; Nematoda; Chromadorea; Rhabditida; Rhabditidae.